UUUAAAAAAAUAAAAAAAUAUUUAAAUACUAAAAUGCAUUCUAUUGUGAUAUUUUCAAUGACUGUGAUUACUUUUUUGAUGAUUAAUGUUAAUGGUGAAAAUUGCAAUGGUAAAAAAUGUAAUAACAAUCAAGUAUGUGCAAAAUUUUGUGUUAAAGGUAAAGAAAAUAAUUUAGUCUGUGGCUUCAAUGAUCAUAAAUGUCCAGUGGGAUAUACAUGCCAUAAUGAAUGUAAAGAUAAAUCUGAUAUGCAACCUUGCAAUCCUCAGCAAUAUUAUUGUCCUAAAAAUUACAAGUGUAAUGGUGGCGGCAUUUGCAUGCCAAAAUAGGUCAGAAAAUAAUUUUUAUUUUGAAAUAAAAGGAGAAUCUGUGUAA
Meloidogyne enterolobii is the source of this 373-nucleotide messenger RNA. The record is from the annotation of a GenBank genome assembly. NCBI's taxonomy places the organism in Eukaryota, Metazoa, Nematoda, Chromadorea, Rhabditida, Meloidogynidae.